Messenger RNA from Exophiala oligosperma, 2219 nucleotides. RefSeq names its product T-complex protein 1, theta subunit. Gene Ontology annotation, cellular component: chaperonin-containing T-complex. Gene Ontology annotation, biological process: protein folding. NCBI's taxonomy places the organism in Eukaryota, Fungi, Ascomycota, Eurotiomycetes, Chaetothyriales, Herpotrichiellaceae. The record is from RefSeq and is a predicted model, not a curated record. The transcript is spliced from 2 exons. Bases 42 to 1814 code for a protein of 590 amino acids. Gene Ontology annotation, molecular function: ATP binding; ATP hydrolysis activity; ATP-dependent protein folding chaperone.
CUCUUGUCCACCGAACAUUCCUGAUUUACACCACCACAAUAAUGUCUCUCACAAUACCACAGGCCUCCCAGGCUGGCCUCUUCAAGCCCGGGUACAACAGCUAUGAUGCUGAAGAUGGCGCCGUCAUCCGCAAUAUCGAUGCCUGCAGAACGAUUGCUCAGACAGUCCAAACGUCCUUGGGACCUUAUGGCCGGAACAAAAUAGUCAUAAACCAUCUUCAAAAGAUGAUCCUGACGUCCGACGCUGCCACAAUCCUCCGCGAACUAGAGGUGGUCCACCCCGCUGCAAAACUGCUUGUGAUGGCCAGCCAACAACAAGAGGCGGAGAUGGGAGACGGAACCAACAUGGUUAUAAUUCUAGCAGGCGAAUUGCUGAAGAAGGCGGAAGAAUUAAUACGAAUGGGUCUCAAGACAAGCGACAUUGUAUCUGGCUACGAGAAAGCCCAGUCCUUUGCAUUGAAGUGCCUACAGGACCUCGAGGUCGACAGUGUCUCAGAUAUGCGCUCAGCAGAAGAACUCACCAAGGCUCUACGCACAGUCGUCGCCGCGAAACAGUCCGGGUCAGAGGACGUUGUGUCAGAACUGAUCGCCGAGGCAGUCCUGGCGGUCCUUCCCAAGAACCCCGCCAACUUCAACGUGGAUAACAUCCGGGUGGUCAAGAUCAUGGGAGGUGACCUGUCAUCUUCCAAAGUCGUCAAAGGCAUGGUCCUAGGCCGGGAGCCAGACGGGACCGUGAAACGUGCCAAAAAGGCCAAAGUCGGAGUCUUCUCCUGCCCGAUCGACACCUCCCAGACCGAGACAAAAGGCACCGUGCUGCUCAAGAACGCAAAAGAAAUGAUGGACUUUUCCAAGGGCGAGGAAUCGCAACUCGAAGCUGCCAUCAAAGAACUCUACGACUCCGGCCUGCGGGUCGUCGUCGCCGGCUCAACAAUUGGCGAGCUCGCCCUGCACUACCUCAACCGCAUGGGCAUACUGGUCAUCAAGAUCCUCUCCAAGUUCGAACUCCGCCGUCUCUGCCGUGUCUGCAACGCCACGCCCCUCGCACGUCUCGGCGCCCCAAUGCCGGACGAAAUGGGCAGCAUCGACGUCGUCGAGACCACCGAGAUAGGCGGCGACCGAGUCACCGUCUUCAGGCAGGACUCGGACACUGCCACGACACGAACCGCAACCAUCGUCCUCCGAGGCGCGACGCAGAACCACCUCGACGACGUCGAGCGCGCGAUCGACGACGGCGUCAACGUCAUCAAGGCCGUGACCAGAGACGCCCGCCUGGUGCCCGGCGCCGGCGCCACGGAGAUGCAACUCGUCGAGCGCAUCACCCAUUUCGCCGACAAGACGCCUGGCCUCCCCCAAUACGCCAUCCGUAAAUACGCGGAAGCAUUCGAAGUCAUUCCACGUACCCUGGCCGAGAGCGCAGGUCUCGACGCCACCGAGGUCCUGGCCCGUCUGUACACGGCACACCAGCAACGUCUCAACACCAACGAAGUCAAGCGACGAACGGCCAAGGAUGACGACGAAGACGAAGAAGAUGAGAGCUCGUCGUCGAAUGAAGAAGAGGAGGAGUCGUCUUCGUCGGGCACGUCAGAUGAUGAACCCUACUGGGCCACGGGCGUCGAUCUUGAAGGUUCGGACUCCACCGGUGUCUUGGACGCCGUGGACGAGCAGAUUCUCGACCUCCUCGUGACCAAGAGCUGGGCCAUCAGACUCGCCACCGAGGCUGCCCGCACUGUCCUCAGCGUCGAUCAGAUCAUCGUCGCGAGACAGGCCGGCGGGCCGAAACCUCCUGGGCCCAACCCAAACUGGGAUGAGGAUUAGAAGAAGAGGAUGACAGAACGAUGGCUAUGCGGUCAUUAGAGUUAUAUUUCUGUCUGCUCUUUCCUUGUCAGGAGGCACGCAGUAUUUGAAAUCUCGAUCGAACUUGGCUCCUCGCCAUCGCCACUCCACACUUUCACUGACUGGUGUAAGCGGGCUGACGGUCUUCUCGGAACGCGAGAUACGGGCGGGCGCUGAGGAAGAGUAUCUACCACCUCGUCACAUGGAUCCUUCUCUAUGCGAUAGAUCUCAGCUAUGAGGGCUGGUACAUGUCUUGCGAGUCGACGCUCAAGGGAACGAGGUCAAUCUGGACGAGGAUGAUGUUAUAAGAAACGUCGAUCUGAACGAUAGCAGAACUACCAGAAAAUGUAGCAAACAGACAAUGAGAGAAGCCCACCAAGAACUUGC